AACGACAAACGACAUGCGCUACAAGCUACGCACAAGUGAUUCAAGAUAUACUUCGUCUAUCUGAGAACUUAGAUAGCCAUUCGGAAAAUAAGCUAGUCGCACCUCUCCUUCCUGAACACAAUGGCGCCUGUGGCAUUAAGUACAGUGGAGAACGAACUCAAAGACGUGAUUCAGCACCUAUUCGAGAUCCAAUCCGCUGUUCACGGCUACCUAGGCUCCGAGACGCAGAUCGAGUUGGUCCGAAAGAUAAAAAACCUCACCAUCGCACUCAACACACUCUCAACAGACACAAAACCAGACCCAUCCAUCAACCCGGAGACAUUCAACAACAACAACCCAAUAAACCGUGACGAUCCCCCCGUAGCAAGUAUCCAACUCCCGCCCGAAAUAGUAGAUUACGUCGACGCCGCUCGAAACCCAGACAUUUAUACGCGUGAAUUCGUCGAAUUGGUACAACGAGGGAAUCAGGAUCUAAAAGGGAAGAAAGAGGCUUUUGCGAGUUUCAGGGAUGUACUGGCUACGGAGAUGAGGAGUGCGAUGCCUGAGUGUAGGAGGGAGGUUGAUAGGGCUAUUGCGAACACGGCUGGUUCCAGUAGAGGGGUGUAAGGGCGGUUGAUAUUUGGGCUACGUACGUAUCUAUCUGUCUUUUGGGGUCUUUUAUUUGGCUUUGUUUAUUGUUGUUGCGAUUGGCGAGGCGUCUCGGGGUUAUCUUUAUUCAGGUUCAAAGGGUGAGACAUACCAUAGUUAAGGGUUGUCGGGUGUUAAAAACUACAGAUCUGUAUUGCUAUUGUUCUGCAUGGCAUUUGAUGUUGAGCUGAG
Messenger RNA from Talaromyces stipitatus ATCC 10500, 819 nucleotides. Its product is annotated as RNA polymerase II mediator complex protein Nut2, putative. The record is from RefSeq and is a predicted model, not a curated record. Bases 121 to 606 code for a protein of 161 amino acids. The transcript is spliced from 3 exons. Gene Ontology annotation, cellular component: mediator complex. Gene Ontology annotation, biological process: regulation of transcription by RNA polymerase II. Lineage: Eukaryota; Fungi; Ascomycota; Eurotiomycetes; Eurotiales; Trichocomaceae. Gene Ontology annotation, molecular function: transcription coregulator activity.